AUGCCGUCCACAGCGGGGAGCAGGAUGAACCAGAGCGGCAACGGUGAGACCGCCAACAUAGCACGGCCAGCAGAGGAGCUCGUCGACGACAAGCUGACGCUCCGCCGGUGGCGUGCCGACGACGCCGACAGCCUCUACGCCGCCGCGAGCUCGUCCCUCGCCGAGCUCGGCCGGUGGAUGCCGUGGGCGGCCAAGGGCUACUCCAAGGACGACGCUGACCGAUUCCUACGCUUCACCACCGGCGCCUGGGACGCCGACGAAGAGUACGACUACGCCAUCGUCGACGACGGCCGCGUCAGCGGCUCCUGCGGCUUGAUCAGACGCAUCGGCCCCGACGCUCUCGAGAUUGGAUACUGGCUCGCCGCCGACGCUACCGGACGGGGUCUGGCCACUCGCGCCGCCUCCUUGCUCGUCGACGCCGCCUUUCUCUUGCCCGUCGACCGCGUCCAGAUUCGACACGACAGGCGGAACGUCCGGAGCGAAGCUAUUCCCCGCCGGCUCGGCUUCCGCUGCCUCGGCCAGCAGGCGAGCCCAGCUCCGCCGGAGACGGACAUUGUGUGGCAGCUAGACCGACCGCGGAAGCAAGCGGCAUGA
This is a messenger RNA of Drechmeria coniospora, 594 nucleotides long. RefSeq names its product acetyltransferase. Gene Ontology annotation, molecular function: protein-N-terminal-alanine acetyltransferase activity; protein N-terminal-serine acetyltransferase activity. The coding region runs from base 1 to 594 and encodes 197 amino acids. The transcript has a single exon. NCBI's taxonomy places the organism in Eukaryota, Fungi, Ascomycota, Sordariomycetes, Hypocreales, Ophiocordycipitaceae. The record is from RefSeq and is a predicted model, not a curated record. Gene Ontology annotation, cellular component: cytoplasm.